Colletotrichum truncatum is the source of this 1485-nucleotide messenger RNA. Its product is annotated as FAD monooxygenase. Gene Ontology annotation, molecular function: FAD binding; oxidoreductase activity. The record is from RefSeq and is a predicted model, not a curated record. Lineage: Eukaryota; Fungi; Ascomycota; Sordariomycetes; Glomerellales; Glomerellaceae.
AUGAGUCCACGGGCCCAGACACCCACAACUAACAACCAGCCAGACAGCAAGGAAGGCCCUCUGGAACUCGGUAGAGCUGAUGCGAUGAAUGCUCGCACUCAGCAAUAUCUCGAAGUUGUGGGCAUUCUUGAUCAGCUCCUUCCUCAGGGUAUCACAUGCAACACAAGUUCGACUUUCGCGGAUGGCGAAUUCAAGUCUAGGCAAAGCCAUUGGUGGACUGGUCUGGAGCACACUUUUCGCAAGAAUUUCUUGAUGCUCGGCCAGCCAGUUAUUGAGCAGGAGCUCUCUUCGAGACUCAAGACCAAAAUCUCAUAUGGAGAGACUGUGUCGGCUAUUACUGAGGACAAGGCCGGUGUCGUCGUCACGACAAACAAGGGCCGCACCAUCCGCAGCAAGUACGCUCUUGGAGCUGAUGGCGCACGCUCCACAGUGAGAAACGCCCUCGGCAUCAGCUUCACCGGUACGAAACCGGAGAUGGUUUGGGUCGUGCUCGAUACUUUCAUCGACACGGAUUUCCCAGUGUGCUCUGAAAUCAUCACCUUCCAGCUCAACGGGCAAAGCCGAGUGUCAUGGAUUCCCAGAGAGCGCGGAAUGGCUCGCUUCUACAUCUUGCUCGAUGGUGAGAUUACACAACAGAGAGCGGAGGAUUCGAUCCGGGAACACAUGACUCCUCAUCGGGUAGACUUUAAGAAGACGGAAUGGUUUAGCACAUUUGAUGUGAAGGAGCGCAUUGCAGGAACCUUUGUAUCCCAGAAUGGCACCGGGCGCAUCAUUUUGGCAGGUGAUGCGGCACACGUUCACUCAGUCAACGGAGGCCAGGGCCUCAACACCGGCGUAGCGGACUCGUUUGCUCUUUCGUGGAGACUCGCAGAGGUCCUUACCAACGAUAAGCUCAGCGCUGCUUCUGUCGAAAAGCUCAUCAAGAGCUACGAUAUCGAGAGACGCACAGUAGCUCAGGGCGUCAUCGACGUCGCCGCGGCCCUGGUGAGAGACACUGUUCACACAGCCAAACAAUACGUCUCCACCAUUGAAAAGAAUGCUGGUUACAUCACAGGCAUGGGUGUGUCCUACGAUGGCACUGGCUCACCCCUGGUCCAAGGAUCCACGCAGGGCAUCUGGACACCCGGUCGGCGCUGUCCAGACGUCUACCUCAAGUCGUUCGAUCAAGAAGCAAAGAGGUUGUAUGAGCUUCUCGCGGGCAAGUACGGCAAGCACCUUGUGUUGAAGAUUGGACGACAGCAGAAUCAAGUAUCCACCUCCAAAACCGACCUGGAGAGCGUAGCCAAGGUUUUCACCGUCAGCCCCCACAAAGCGGAGACUGGUACAACACAAGGCGAAAACUCUUCUGCUACAGAAUCUGCUUUUACGGCUGAGUGGGUGGGCGAAGAUGACGACUUUGUGGUUGUUGUCAGGCCAGACAUGUAUAUUGGCUAUGUCGGUCAGGAUGAAGGGUGGCGGGAGUACCUCUCAUACUUGACUCAGUAA